CGCUCUUCUCUCUGGGGCUUUGCUCUCUGUCUCUCUCCUGGACGAUCUGGUUCAUCGACUCCAGGGGUUCAUCCGCUUUAAGGAAUCGUUUCAGCAACUUUUCUACGGAACAGGAGAGGUGAAAGAAUGGACCAUGACAAGACAGGAUGCCAAGCUCCUCCUGAAAGACCUAUCUUAUGCAUCAAUAAUUGUGGUUUCUUUGGAAGCCCGGCUACCAUGAAUAUGUGUUCCAAGUGCCACAAGGAUAUGCUGAUGAAGCAAGAGCAGGCUAAGCUUGCUGCAUCAUCUUUUGGUAGCGUUGUGAAUGGAUCAUCAAGCAGCAAUGGUAGUGAACCCAUUCUUGCUACUGGGGUGGAUGUGCAAGUCAAUCCUGUGGAGUUGAAGACUGUUUCUACUCAGCCAUCACCUAAAUCUGGUUCAGGGGAGAGUGUAGAGGCAAAGCCAAAGGAGGGUCCUAACCGUUGCACCACUUGCAAAAAACGGGUUGGCUUAACAGGGUUCAAAUGUCGUUGUGGUGAGCUUUUCUGUGCAUCACACCGCUACUCAGACAAACAUGACUGCCCCUUUGAUUACCGCACAGCUGCACGGGAUGCAAUAGCUAAAGCCAACCCAGUUGUCAAGGCAGAGAAGCUGGAUAAGAUCUAGACACAAUGGGUGGAGUUUAAUAUGCUGGAGUAUGUUGCUUAUUUCAUCCAAGAAGUUUAUGUUUUGGCCACAUAGCAUAUCUGGUGUCCUCUUUUAUCAAUAUAUGCCGGUUGGUAUGGCAGCCUAGGGCAUCUAUAAGCUAUGAACUCUAUCUUGUGAUUGGUGAAGAACUUAUAUGUUGGCACCUCUGUUUGCCUUAAUCUAUGGUGGUUUGAUGGACUUAGUCAAUGGUUAGCUUUGUAAUGUGUCAUUGUGUUUCAUAUGGCAUCUCUCUCUCAUACUGCUUGUUGAAAUGGUAUGUGCAAAUUUCCAGAGAUACAAAGGCAUUAUGAAUGUGAUUUAUGGGUGGCCGUGUAAAUUUCAAUUUGCUUUUUAUCUUAUUGUCCUGGAUACAUCAAUUCCUUAACAAAUCUAGUACUUGCAU
Messenger RNA from Rubroshorea leprosula, 1069 nucleotides. NCBI's taxonomy places the organism in Eukaryota, Viridiplantae, Streptophyta, Magnoliopsida, Malvales, Dipterocarpaceae. The record is from the annotation of a GenBank genome assembly.